ACAAGGAAAAAUUCAAAUGAAAUGAGUGCUGUUGUAUUGUGUACUGCAUGGAUAGAAGUGGAUAAUUCACAUCCAAUAGCGACAUUUCUUGCUGCCCUUUGCAUUGUACUAUAAUUUACACUUACAGUACCUAUAUGUUACAUAUAUUUGAUAUAAGCUUACAUUAGACCAAGCCCGAUGGACAUGGUUGGUUUCCACGUACAGUGUAUGAAAGGUGAAGAUAACGAACAGUGAUCCAUCUCACAACUCCAAUAAGUAAUACAAAAAAGAGAGGCAAACACGGACCCAUGGACACACCAGAGGUGGGAUCAGGUGCCUAGGAGGAGUAAGCAUCCCCUGUUGACCAGUCACAUCCGCCGUGAGCCCUAUAUCUUGAUCAGCUUUUUUAGUAAUCCUCUUGGAGAAGAAAACGUGGACUCAGUGUCUUUGUUAACACGUGUUGCAGUGUUUGACAUAGAAAUCGAUUUCGGCGGAAAAAUAAUGACAUGCGCAUCUGUAUUGUGAGAACAACACCCUCGACUAUGGCGAGGCCCAGGUAUUACCUGUCAGGUAAGCUUAAUUAAGCAUCUCUUCACAUCCACACACAUUGGAUAACAGAAAUGACCCGUUCCCAGGGCACUAGUGUCGAAAUGCUUGGGUAACCUUUUGAUUUUAAUCGUACAAAAGCGAGUAUUGUGGUAAUAAACCUGAAUGAACCAUUGUAAUCUAUCCAACGUGCGGCGAACGGAAGAUUAGAAUACACCUGUUCUUCUGACAAUGUGACUUCAUGAACAAAGAAAAUAUGGGAUUCUAUAGUGGUUUAGUAAAAUCGAGGAACCUGCCAGGUAUUUCUCUCUCUCUCUCUCUCUCUCUCUCUCUCUCUCUUUACUGCCUCCUCUUCUCUCUCCUCCUCCUCUCUCUCUUCUCAUCUCUCUCUCAUUCUUCCCCACAUUUUGAUACACAUUUCUCCUUUUAAACACAAUAAUGCCAUAAAUUAAAAUGAUUUAAGUUGCCCAAUAAAACACUAUUCUAAACCAUAACUACUGUCUGUUGUAGAGCAUGAUUUCAUCAAAUCGCCACAGACACAUGUCUCUGAUCGUCAUGGUAACACAAUUUCUAAGAAAAGCCCAAAUCUAAAGCACCUUGGCGUGGCUCGGAGGAUGAAACGGCUUAGAGUGACAACGUCCGAUUCCUGCGAACAAUUGCCAGCAUGCUCAAUUUUUUAGUACAAGCUUCUAUCACUGCGGACUCUCUACGGAAACUUAUUCAGCGAUUAGCGGUCUCUUUAAAUCCGACAGAGGCUCGUGGCUCCGGCAUCGAUCUAGAAGCCCGUUAUUGCGUGAGGAUUGAGAUUCUUUGGCCUGGAAUAUGACUGCAGGUCCCCUGCUAUGGCUCGUACUCACACCUUUGGCCGUACUCAAGGACUUGCUCUCAAUCAUUAUUUUGUGUCACUAUCGUUGCCAUUUUCACGGGACAGAUGUUGUUUUAAUCUCAAUGCUUGUCUGUAUGGUGCUGAAUGGCUUGGUGAUACCUCUCAGUCCAGCGCUGUUGGAGCUUACAGAGUCUGACUGGAAUGAUCACCUUUGCAACUUUUUUGUGUGGACUGCACUGACCACGCGUAUGGUCCAGGUGUCAAAUCUGGCACUGUUGUCAUUUCAUUGGUCAAAAAUACUCAGAACUUCAACAACACGGUCCAAAGUCAGCACUACUACUGUUGUGAAGAUUGUUCUUCCCGUGUUCUGGUCUGUUGCAAUUGUUGUCGGACUGUUACCCAUCAUCGGAGCUGUCCCAGAUAACUUUAAAACCGAAAACCACUGCCUAUUUUUGCUUUCAGAUCUUGGACUGGGUUUCGUGAUAUUUAUGAUUGUGUUCAUUUUAACAAUGACUUGCAUUUCCUUUGUGUGUUCAUUCGAUUCUCUUGCUCUCGUUCACUAUGCAAAGAAAAUUGCAUUUAUUAAAUACGGAGCAGGAAGAUUUUACUUACCUAGGAAAAAUGAUGGUCUUUCUCCAAAUUACACCGUGCACGAGCGCUACGGACAGAUGAACUUUGCUGCCGAUCUCUGUCGCCUGGUAACCAUGGUGACGUGUUUUGGUCUCAUCUUUAAUCAUAUACCAUAUGUUGUGAUAGAAUUUUUAUAUAUGAGCAUUGGAACAGACAGGGGAUUGUCAGAAGAACUGGUCACGUGGUUAUCUCUGAUGGAGGCUUUAGUUUUACCCUACUUCUUGUGGUUUGGGAGCAGACGGUAUAAGCACGCGAUCUGUUACUUUUUCAAAGUGCACAUCUUGCGCCGUAAACACGAUAGCGAAGAAAAUCCAGAUUCCUGUACACUGCAGUCUUUUACAAGGAAAAUCAAAGAUGUUCAAAUGUUGCCACGUACAUUUCAUGUUCCAAACAAUCUGUCUCCCUCAGACAGAACAAGUAGAAGCUCAUCCACUAGGGGGUGCCAUGGAGGGUCCCCCUUGGAUUUUAACAUUCAAAACAAAAUCAAAGCAAAGAAUGAUUACUGUAGUAAAGUAAACGUUGAUGUUCACAGUAAUGGCGGGUCUUUGGAUUCAAGAGAUAUGAGGCAGUUUCAAAGAUCAGGUUCUUCAGGCUCACGCAACGAGCAAAUGAGGAAGAAAAAUCUUCCAUCCAUAUUCAUUAGCGACACGGUAGACCAUAGUUCACUAAAGCGAUUGAAUGUAGAACCCCGGAACGCAAUGUUGACGGUUCGAGCCAUGUCAGAAACUGAAACUGCUAGCAUACACUCCAUGUAUUAUAUGUCUAGUGACUACCACCCAGACUGCUUGAAUACAGACAGUUUACCCAGAAGUGUCGGAAAAGGACACAAGAAAUCAGCCAGCAAUCCAACCACAAUCACCGAUGGCCGGAUAUAUGUAGAAAGGUGUGGUUUCAAUUCUCUUCCUCGACUGCAUGGGGAACCCGGAGGGAUUAAUUCUGGGUCAAUAGGCAGUAUUCCUAGAAAGAAACCACCAAAGAUGGGGCUACGAAGUAAUUCUGGAAGCUCUCCGAGUCUCCAUCAAUCACACUCGAGGUCGUCAAGUGGAAAUGUUUAUAUUCUUGGUCAUUCAAGGUCUGCUAGUGGAACGAUUUUUAAAUCUUCUAAUAUCGCAAUACCUUAUAUUUGUGAAAUCCAAGCUGGUAGGGACCGUAUGGUCCCGCGACAGUUAAGUGAAAAUAACGACAGCGAAGGAAUAGUUGGUCAGUAUAGUGAAAGCGAUAUUGAUAAUGUUCUCGAAAACAGUUCAAUGCAUUCAGAGGAAAUUCAGAAUAAACCUGUUGAAAUUCAUUCUGUGACAUUCAUUGAAAGACCACAUACAUUUCCCGAUCCUGAACAAACAAGCAGACAAUCGAUGCGACAAAGCAGAACAUUAUUUCCACAUCAAAAAGAUAACGAACAGCUAUCAGAUGAGAAUGACUCUGGGUGCAUGGCAAACUGUGCAGAUGAACAGUACGAAUGUAACUUGAAUAUUCAUGGACAAUCGCAAUCAACAGCAACAAUGGUAUCAGUAGUCGCUGAUGUAGAUGCAGACCUCGAUGGAUUUACUACUAGCGAAUUAUUAUCAUCAAAACCUUACACAUAUUUAUCAAAUAACUUAAAUACGGUUCAAAAUCGUGACUUUAGGUCACCUUGGAUAAAUACCGAAUUUUCUGAAAGUGGUCCGAAGUUUUUUGACAGGGAAAAAUCUGUGGAAUAUGCUUUCUUUAAUCAUCAAGUAAUAUCUUCAGACAAUACGGGUAUAUCAGCUUCACCGAGAUUUGACGAAAAUACCGAUCGCGGUUUCGAAGAAGCUCUAAAUGCAAGUUACAACAGCAGAGAAAGUCUGUGUAGCUGUAAUGGUGCUUAUGUAGAGUCGGUUUCGGAAUGCACUGAUAUGGGCGAAUUCUUUGACACUCACCAUUGUGACGACGAUAGUAAGUUCAAAACCCAGGCCGUCAUAUCUAGAAUAUCACCAGCAAGUCUUACAGAUCCAUUCUGCGAAUCCGAUGACCCAACAUUCGUAAAAUCAAAAGCAACUGAAAACGACAAGAAAGAGGUCAAUUCGACUGAUUCAUCGCCAUGGCCUGUCUCAACUAAAAAUUCCAAAUCUGUUGAUUUUUCUUUCGAAUCUGAUUUCUCUAACGAGCGACAGGAAGCUGAUGGCGGCGGUCUAUACCAGGACAUUGAGGCUGUGUACUUCUGAUCAGGGUAUUAUUAGGAUGGCUUUUUUGUAUGAAUUUGUCCAGUACGAUCAUAUACUUUUAUUAGACAAUUUGUUGAUGAAUUCGUCCAAUACGAUCAUAGACUUUUACCCUACUAUUUUUUGAUGAAUUUGUCCAAUACGAUCGUAGGUCCUUCUUGAGGUGGAAUGAAACCAUGGUCUCACCACCCGUAUCUACAAACGAAAACUUAGGAAAAGAAUCUUUCUUCAUGAAUCUGCAAUCGACAAUCAUCGACACUUGCAUCACCAUGUUUGUUAUAUUGUUGUUUUAUUUGUUACUCAGUAAAAGUCUCUACUUUGA
Messenger RNA from Ostrea edulis (European flat oyster), 4483 nucleotides. RefSeq lists its product as uncharacterized. Bases 1348 to 4164 code for a protein of 938 amino acids. The transcript is spliced from 7 exons. NCBI's taxonomy places the organism in Eukaryota, Metazoa, Mollusca, Bivalvia, Ostreida, Ostreidae. Gene Ontology annotation, cellular component: membrane. Gene Ontology annotation, molecular function: G protein-coupled receptor activity. Gene Ontology annotation, biological process: G protein-coupled receptor signaling pathway. The record is from RefSeq and is a predicted model, not a curated record.